AUGGCCGCCUUUGUUCCUGUGAACCCCAAGCCUUUCCUCAAUGAGUUGACUGGCAAGACUGUUCUUGUAAAGCUUAAGUGGGGUGGAGAGUACAAGGGAUAUCUUAUCUCUGUUGAUGCCUACAUGAAUCUUCAGCUUGCAAACACUGAAGAAUUCCAGGAUGGCGUCUCUGUAGGAAUCUUAGGCGAAGUUCUCAUCAGAUGCAACAAUGUGCUGUACAUCAGUGGUGUGGAAGAAGAUGCACCAAUGGAGUAA
Phycomyces blakesleeanus NRRL 1555(-) is the source of this 255-nucleotide messenger RNA. RefSeq lists its product as hypothetical. The transcript has 4 exons. Lineage: Eukaryota; Fungi; Mucoromycota; Mucoromycetes; Mucorales; Phycomycetaceae. Gene Ontology annotation, cellular component: U1 snRNP; catalytic step 2 spliceosome. Gene Ontology annotation, biological process: spliceosomal snRNP assembly; mRNA splicing, via spliceosome. The record is from RefSeq and is a predicted model, not a curated record. Bases 1 to 255 code for a protein of 84 amino acids. Gene Ontology annotation, molecular function: RNA binding.